UCCCUUUUCCCAGAUGCCUUUCAGCCAAACAUGACUUUUGCUUUCGACUCCUUCAACAUCGAAGACCUUCACAACGUGGACCGGGGCGUCAUCGAUAAUCUUUUACCUUUGAUGCGGUAUCAUCAGCACUCGUGGCGUUUCGCCAUUGGUUUAGGCUACGACCAUGUAGGUCGCGGAGUCAGUCCAGACCAUCCCAUCCUCAGAGAAACACUCGAGCAGAUGAACACUCUUUUGCACAAUGUCAUUGCAUCCAUGGACGAUGAUACCCUCACAACUCUUGAGGAUCAAGAAAUGGACAAGACGGGUAAUCAUGGCGGUGAUAAAGUCCUAGAGGCAAUGUCAGCUAUCUGGAUAUAUGGCAAGGUCCCUCUCUCCCUUCCCGAUUCCACAAUUCCAGAGGCCAUUCUACCAAUCAUCACAUUCCCAGAAGCUACGGUCCCCCAUAGCCAUGUAGACCUGGUGCCAACUACUUCCUUGCUCCUUGGUCUUCCCAUCCCAUUCAAUAAUCUCAGAACCAUCAUUCCAGAACUUUUCAGCUGGGAUUCCGACGGUUCAUCUUUGCAGAAAGCCGUGGUUGACAUUUUCUACGCUAUCCCUCUCCGUGAAAGCAAGUCAGACUGGUGA
Molecule: messenger RNA, 624 nt
Organism: Suillus fuscotomentosus
Lineage: Eukaryota; Fungi; Basidiomycota; Agaricomycetes; Boletales; Suillaceae
Exons: 1
Biological process (GO): GPI anchor biosynthetic process
Cellular component (GO): endoplasmic reticulum membrane
Molecular function (GO): mannose-ethanolamine phosphotransferase activity
Source: RefSeq, a predicted model, not a curated record